Molecule: messenger RNA, 318 nt
Organism: Prunus armeniaca (apricot)
Lineage: Eukaryota; Viridiplantae; Streptophyta; Magnoliopsida; Rosales; Rosaceae
Source: the annotation of a GenBank genome assembly
AUGUGUGCUUUUAGUAAACACAGCCCUGUCAAUCUCCAUUGUCAAAGGCAUAAUCCGAUCAGUCCUGCAUAUAGUUGGUAUCCGUCUCUCAUCAUCAUCAUCCUCAACGUCGUCCUCAGCAUCGUCACCCCCCAUCAACAGACUCCACUGAAAUCGCCUCAGAAUCAUUUGAGUUCCAUCUCAGUCCAUCGGCUAGUUGCAUCGAGGAGAUCAGGAGCCGAAUCCCAGCAAUUCGGUUUGACACUGUGUGUAGUUUCAAGCAGCCAGAACAUGAAUGCCCAGUUUGCCUGUCUGAGUUUGAGCCCGAAUCAGAGAUAA